This is a messenger RNA of Sitodiplosis mosellana (orange wheat blossom midge), 981 nucleotides long. RefSeq names its product trypsin 3A1-like. Gene Ontology annotation, biological process: proteolysis. The record is from RefSeq and is a predicted model, not a curated record. The transcript has 2 exons. NCBI's taxonomy places the organism in Eukaryota, Metazoa, Arthropoda, Insecta, Diptera, Cecidomyiidae. The coding region runs from base 166 to 933 and encodes 255 amino acids. Gene Ontology annotation, molecular function: serine-type endopeptidase activity.
CAUGACUUAAUGUCUUCGAGUGUUUGCGCAAUCUCUCCGAUAAGACGUUUCAAUUUAUUUUCUAGCAAAUGAAACGUCGAAAAUCAUGAAAUUCGAUUGGUAUUACUCAAUGUGAAACGUAGUUGAAAACAUUAAGUUAUUCGUUUCAUAACUCAGUUUAGCAAGAUGUUGGUUUCGGUGUGCAUUUUGGGUUUAGUUUUUGAUUCAAUUUCUGCCGCUGUGCUGCUUACUCCACGUAUAAAUGGUGGUCAGGAAGUUCAAAUCCAACAAUUUCCCUUCGUAGCAUCGUUGCGUGAAUUGAGCGGUACAAAUCAAUAUAAACAUCUGUGCGGUGCUGUGAUCAUUUCGGAAAAGUAUUUAUUGACGGCUGCGCAAUGUUUCCAUUCUCAGCAAGUGAAUUGGUUCGGAAUUACGGUGGGUACGAAUAAAAAGAAUGAUGAAACGGCUGCGGUGCAUGCAAUCAAGCGUAUUUUGGUGCACGAAAACUAUGAUGCAUUCACCGCUCCGUUUAAUUACGACAUUGCCCUCAUUGAACUCGACCAACCGCUGAAGUUCAACGAACGUGUCAAGCAAAUUUCAAUAAAUGGCACAUUCUUUGAAGGUCAAGUUGAAGCCAUCACCCUUGGAUUUGGAGGAGUUUAUGAUAACAUCACCAAAUUACAAUCACUCAAAGUCAAGACAAUGACAAAUGCCGAAUGCCGAAGCAAAGUCAACAAACUGACCCCAGUUUAUGAUUACAGCACAUUAUGUGCUUAUUCGGGAAAUCCCAAGCAACGAAUUGGACACAAUGAUGCAGGCGGUCCAUUGAUACAUGAAAAUAAAUUGAUUGGUUUGAUCUCGUGGAAUCCACAAGUCGUUGGCAGCGAGAAACCAGAAGGUUUUACACGUAUCAGCAGUUAUUAUGAAGGUUGGAUUAAGAAACACAUGACAUGAAAUGGAAUCGAAGAAAUUCUUGAAUAAAAAAGUUGAAAAAAAACCAUC